CGUAUUUAUAUAUUUAUAUGGCAUCGCCGCACGCGCAACACGCUCAUUCCUACGAUAUCUCUUAUUAGAAGCGCAUCGAGGCUCUAUUUGGGUUCUUUUAAAUUGUCUAUAUAUAAUCCUAAUUCCUCAAGUACUCAGCCGCGGCAUUACUUCUAAGACGUAACUGGAGCUAUAAAAUAUCAAAAUGUCCAAAAUCCCUGAAAAAGACGAUGAUACAGAUACGGCCGGGAGAGUUUUUGGCGGAGCUCGUGCCGGGGAAUACAUGCAAACCAGAUUUACAAGAAUCCCCAACGCGCAUUUGAACAAAGAAACUGUAGCCGGUAUUCGAGACAUGAAUUUGGGCAGAAUGAAAAAUGGAAAACCUACUGGUGCUCCAACAAUACGUUUCGACACUGGACAUAAUUCGGGAGCUAAUCCCCAUAUCAAUAUUGACCCUAAAGGACAUCCCAAAUCUACUAAUCCUCACAUUGAAGUUCCUGCAGAAGUUAUCCAAUAUGCCAAAGUCAUCAAUAAGACUAUUAAAUAUGCAGGCAUUACUUUAACAGUAGCCGCCGUAGCGAUCGACACUUGGCGCAUCGGGUCUGCUGUUAAAGAUGAUCUCUACGUUAGGGAGCACGCAGACGAGAUAAUUGAAGAGUUAGAGAGUUCUAUUCGUAAAUUGAGAAAAUCACUUGAAACUGAAACUAAGUCAACAAAAAGAAGUGAAAUCAGAACCACGAUAGAACAUCUUGAGAAUGUUUUAAGAGAUGUGAAGCGUACGAAGAUAGUUUUAGUUAAAACUAUCAAGACGGUUUCAUCGGUCGGUGGCAGUUGGGGCGGCGGAGCGGCAGGAGGAGCUGCCGGGGCAUGGGGCGGGGCGAAGGCGGGGGCUCUGGUCGGCUCAGCGUUCGGGCCUGUGGGCACGGUCGUCGGCGCUCCGGUGGGCGCGAUCAUUGGCGCCAUCGGAGGUGGCGUUCUUGCUGGUAUAGGUGGAAGUGCUGUUGGUGAAAUGAUUGCUGACGAAGCUUUAAAACUUGCAGAUGAUUAAAUAACUUUUUUUGUUGUAUUC
Molecule: messenger RNA, 1048 nt
Organism: Plodia interpunctella (Indianmeal moth)
Lineage: Eukaryota; Metazoa; Arthropoda; Insecta; Lepidoptera; Pyralidae
Exons: 3
Coding region: 185-1027 (280 amino acids)
Source: RefSeq, a predicted model, not a curated record